This is a messenger RNA of Cyphomyrmex costatus, 1098 nucleotides long. RefSeq lists its product as uncharacterized. The record is from RefSeq and is a predicted model, not a curated record. The transcript is spliced from 2 exons. The coding region runs from base 1 to 1098 and encodes 365 amino acids. NCBI's taxonomy places the organism in Eukaryota, Metazoa, Arthropoda, Insecta, Hymenoptera, Formicidae.
AUGCCCCCGCUGGGGCGAGAUAGGGAAUCCGAAGGGGCGGCCGUGCAUGUGCCCGGUCGCAAGAUUACUCCAGGCAAAGCUCGGGCUUUGAGCUGUCCUGCUAAGUCAAUAGUUAGAGAUAGGUCAAAGAAUCGUGUGAGAGGGAGCGGUGAAACCUCUAAAUCCUCCCAAGGUCCUCCUAGACAGGAUGACACAACUAGGGAAACGGGCUUGGACUCUCAGCGGCUCUCCCAACAGGCGUAUAAAAAGCCCUGGUCAACUGUGGUCGGCCGGAAGGCUAAGAGGAAGGAGAAACACGCAUCCAUUCAACAAGGCAUUUCAUCACAACAAAAGAAGAGCCAGACUAAGACUGGACCAGGUCUGAAAAGAAAGCCACCAAAAUCAGCGGCUGUCCAGAUUACAGCGAUGGAGGGCGCCUCAUAUGCAGACACCCUGCGCUUGGCAAAGUCCAAGAUUAAUAUCGGAGAGAUGGGCAUAACCAACAUUAAACCUAGAAGAGCUAAGACGGGGGCACUGCUGCUGGAGAUAUCAGGCCAAGAUAAAGAGCUAAAAGCAGAUGAGUUGGCGAGUAAACUGGAGGAAGUCUUUCAGUCUCAGGAAGACAUUAAAAUAUCUAGGCCUGCUAAGCUCACAGAGAUCAGAUUGGUUGGUCUCGACGAUGCUGUGACAUCUAUAGACAUCCUCGCUGCCGUCGCCCUGCAAACGGCGUGCAACUCGGUGGACAUUAAGACAGGGCCUAUUAGACAAGUACGUAACAGAAUGGGCUCUACUGUUAUUAAAUGUCCGAUUGUAACAGCGAACAAACUGAUCGACAUGAAGAAGAUCUUGAUCGGAUGGUCUACCGUACGUAUAGUUCCCCUACCCGUCAGAAGGCAGCAAUGUCACAGGUGCUGGGAGUACGACCACGUGAAAGCCGAGUGUAAAAGCUCGAAAGAUAGGAUCGUGCUAUCGCUGCGGGGGAGAGGACCACUUAGUCCUGUUAUGCCCGAACGAGGUCAGAUGCGUUAUCUGCGAAGAACACGGGGCGCCUUUCAACCAUCGAAUGGGGGGCCCAUCGUGCGACCCGACGAAGAAGAGGCCAACGCGUAUACUGAAUAA